Messenger RNA from Akanthomyces muscarius, 1854 nucleotides. RefSeq lists its product as uncharacterized. The coding region runs from base 1 to 1854 and encodes 617 amino acids. The transcript has 3 exons. Lineage: Eukaryota; Fungi; Ascomycota; Sordariomycetes; Hypocreales; Cordycipitaceae. Gene Ontology annotation, molecular function: actin binding. The record is from RefSeq and is a predicted model, not a curated record.
AUGCCGUCCAUCCUCAACGACGAGGACAAGGACACCGUGAAGCGGUUCGUCCCCAAGCAGUCCAACAAGAUCCAAGCCGUCGCCGUCGCCAAGCUAUACGUCGCCUACCCGGACCCGACAAAAUGGACGUACACGGGCCUGCAAGGGGCCGUUGUCCUGGCGAAUGACCUGGUUGGCAACACAUACUGGCUCAAGAUGGUGGAUAUCUCGCCGACCACCCGUGGCGUCAUCUGGGACCAGGAAAUCUUUGACAGCUGGAGCUACAACCAGGACCGAACCUUUUUCCACACCUUUGAGCUCGAGGACUGCCUUGCCGGCCUCAGCUUCGUCGACGAAAAGGAAGCCAAGCAGUUCAAGAAGAAAAUGGACGAUCGAGAAAAGAAUGCGAGCCGCGCCACGAAAUCUACGCCGUUUGGAGGAGCAGGAGCAGGAGGCCAGACCAAGGAGAAGCACAGCCUGCUCGGUGGCCUCUUCCACCGCCACUCUUCCGCGCCGACUCCCGACCCCGUCCGCACGAGCAGCCUUCCCCCGCCGCCGCCCGGGCCGCAGCACUCGUCGUCGACGCUGAUGAAUGGCAGCAGCUUCGGGCUGCUGCCGACGCAGUCCGAGUUUGCGCUGCUCGACGCCUUUGAUCCGCUGUGGCGCGAGCACUUUGGCAAGGACCUGAGCGACAAGGGCUUGACGGACGACUUUAUCAAAGAAAACCAGGAGUUUAUUGUCGACUUUCUGCGCGAGGAGCAGGAAAAGAUGAAUGGCGGAGGGCUCGACACAUCGUCAGCAGCGGCACCACCACCACCACCGCCCGCACCGCGCACCAACGGCAGCAGUGGCGGCGGACGUGCUCCUCCUCCUCCACCACCACCACCCGCAGGCUCGGCCAAGAAGAAUGGACCUCCCCCGCCGCCGGCGCCGCGAAGAUCGACAAAAGCCGAUACAUCAACACCCGAGCCGCGAUCGCCGUCCCCCCCAACAUCCCCCCCCGAACCCGAACGACCCAGGUUUCGCGCGCCGCCGCCGCUGGCCGAGGCUGGCAAGUUCGCCAACCUGCCCGAGCCAGUCAAGCGACGACCGGUUCCCUCGACACCCUCAGCACCGUCUCAGGCCCCCGGCGCAGGCCCCCCUCCUCCUCCACGACCUGCCAAGACGCCAUUGGAGCCCGACUCUCCCCAACGCGCGCAUGCUGUUCCUCCUGCCUUCACCGGACAGCGCGCACCAUCCGGACCACCAGCACCCGCACUGCCCAGCCGCGGCGGUCCUCCUCCCCCCCCUCCUCGAAACGACUCACACGCAGCUCCGGCGCCUCCUCCUCUGCCACCGAAAGUUGCACCUGGCGGCGCACCACCACCUCUUCCUCCCUCCAGCAGCCGACCCAUCCCACCACCUCCUACCGCUGGCGUUCCUCCUCCUCCAACUUCUGCCGGCAUUCCUCCUCCACCUCCUCCGCCUCCUCCUCCUGGCGGUGCCGGAGGCCCUCCUCCCCCUCCACCACUACCCCCGACUGGCGGUGGUGGUCCUCCUCCCCCUCCUCCUCCGAUGCCGCCGCGCGACAACGGGCCCCCACCACCAGCUCUGCCCAAGCCCGAAGGCAGCCGAGCAGCCGUGAUGGGCGAUAUCCAAAAGGCGGGUGGCAUUGGCGCGCUGAAAAAAGUGGACAGGACCCAGAUCCGCGACCGAAGCUCUGCGCAGGUGGGCGGCGCCGAGGGUGGUGCUGGUGGUAGCGCGGCAGCAGCGGCAGCUGGUGGCGCGGGUGCGGGUGCAGGCGGUGGUAUGGCAGAUGCGUUGGCAGCGGCGCUGCAGAAGCGCAAGGACAAGGUUGCCAAGAGUGAUGAUGAAGACGACGAUGACGAAUGGUAG